Rubroshorea leprosula is the source of this 1285-nucleotide messenger RNA. Lineage: Eukaryota; Viridiplantae; Streptophyta; Magnoliopsida; Malvales; Dipterocarpaceae. The record is from the annotation of a GenBank genome assembly.
AAAGCAAGGAAUUGCUUCUCCUUGAGGCCGUCUCCAAUUAAAGAAAUCCAAAACCCAGAAAGGUGACCUUCCGGCCAGCAUAGCAGGCCCCGCAAAGUAACGUAGCCGCAGCAACAAUUCCCACCCUCAGAAUCUUUGGCCUACGAUAUCUAGGGGUGCCAUGGACACCCUAGAGGACCUCCUUCCCUGUUCUACUCUGAGAAUUAUCACGGGAAAUGGCAUCCUGGAUGUUCUCUGGGGUCGUCCUUGUCUUUCUUCCAUUGUUAUUUUGCCAUUCUUAUUCAUUCAGUUUUACCAUUAUGAACAACUGCCCAUAUGCAAUAUGGCCUGGAACACUUGCUGGGUCAGGGAUGCCACAGCUUCCCAUGACAGGAUUCAGGCUGGACUCUGGUAAGAGUGUGAAAAUCCCGGCUGUUCCAGGAUGGUCAGGUCGGAUUUGGGCGAGGACUGGUUGUUCAUUUGAUGAGUAUGGAGUCGGCACCUGUCAGACAGGGGAUUGUGGGGGAAGGCUGGAAUGUGACGGUAAGGGCGCCACGCCGCCUGUGUCACUCUUUGAAAUUACAAUGGGUAAUGGUAAUGAAAAGGACUACUACGAUAUCAGCAUAGUCGACGGCUACAAUUUGCCUCUGGUGGCUGCACCCCGGGGAGUCUACAGCCCAUGUAAUGCCACCGGCUGUGCUUCAGACCUCAACAUGGGUUGUCCAAAAGAGCUUCAGGUGGUGGGCGGAGAAGGCAGCAGAGAAGGGCAAGUAGUUGCAUGCAAGAGUGCCUGUGACGCGUUUGGCCUUGACCAGUACUGCUGCAGCGGGGAGUUUGCUAAUCCAACAAUGUGCAGACCAUCGUUUUACUCGAAAUUAUUCAAGCGAGCUUGUCCCAAAGCUUAUAGCUAUGCUUAUGAUGAUGGAAGCAGUACUUUUACAUGCAAGGCUUAUGAAUAUGACAUUGUUUUCUGCCCUUAUGCUGGCAGAACAAAGAGACCUGGUGAUUUGUUGCCAGCACCCCCAGUUAAAACCAGCCUUGAGAAGGUUACAGAGAUGGUUUCCUCACCCCCAGUUGAAACCAGCCUUGAGAAGGUGACAGAGAUGGUUUCCUCCUCCAACAUUCUCUCACCUUUUCCAGUGAUGAUUCUUCUCCUUAUCGUCAAUCUGUUCUUUUAAGCACGCCAAGUGCUUUGAGGGCUUGCUGCAAUCGAUUGAUCCUGAAACCAAAACAUCACUGGUACCUUCUGCCUGUUCCAGAGAAGGGAUUGAAUGGAGGACGAUUGUAAUAGAGGAUGAAGGAGAGA